AUGGAGCCUGGGAAACUGUUGGAUCCCCCGUCAGACACAGGCAGCAGUCCGAAAAAACAGAAAAAAACGCAUGAAUGCUCAGAGUGUGGAAAAUCCUUUGCUCACAAGAAGGUCCAUGUGGGAAGGGGAUCCAGUCAAGGUUUGGAGAGUGAGAAAUCCUUCUCUGGAAAAGACGCCAAAGACCCCAGAAGACCUCCCAGACCACAACCCUAUAAAUGUGAGGAAUGCGACUUAUGCUUUGGUCAAAAGUCACACCGUCUGACACACCAGAAACUCCACACUGGAGAGAAACCUUAUCCGUGUCUGGAAUGUGGAAAAUCUUUCCUUCAAAGAGGAAAACUCAGAAUUCACGAGAGGAUUCACACAGGGGAGAAACCUUACACGUGUUGGGAAUGUGCGAAGAGCUUUUCUAGCAAUGGAAGUCUUCGGCUUCAUGAAAAGAUUCAUACAGGAAUAAGACCUUACAGAUGCUUUGAGUGUGGGAAAUGUUUCACCCAGAGUUCAUCUCUUCGGACUCAUGAGAAAACACACAGGGGGGAGAAAAAUGAAAAGUGCCUCGAAUGUGGGAAAUGUUUUACCUUGAAAUCACACCUGGUGCAACAUCAGAGAAUUCACACUGGAGAGAGACCCUACGAAUGCCCAGAAUGUGAGACCCGAUUUGUGGAUGCUUCUAAUCUUUGGAGGCACCAGAAGGGGCACAAAGGGGAGCUACCCUAUAAUUGUGGGGAGUGCGGAAAAUGUUUUAGCCAAAAAUACCAGCUUCGAAGGCAUGAGAGGGUCCACACAGGAGAGAAGCCAUACAGAUGCGUAGAAUGUGGGAAAUCCUUCGCUCAAAAGGGAAACCUUUGGACACAUCUUAAAACCCACACAGGGGAGAAGCUAUACGGAUGCCUCGAAUGUGGAAAAUCUUUUGCUCGGAAGGGAAACCUUUUGGCACAUCAAAAAACCCACACUGGGGAGAAGCCAUAUCAAUGCAUCGAAUGUGGGCAAUUUUUUUCUACCACAUCACACCUUAGAAGUCACGUAAAAACUCACACAGGGGAAAAAAAUUACAAAUGUUUAGACUGUGGGAGAACAUUUGCUGAUUCCUCUCACCAUAGACGUCAUGCCCGAAUCCACAUAAGAGAGAAGCCCCACAAAUGCUCAGAGUGCAAUAAAUGUUUUUCUCAAAAAAAUACUCUUGUGAUACAUCAGCGAAUCCACACUUGA
Protobothrops mucrosquamatus (brown spotted pit viper) is the source of this 1209-nucleotide messenger RNA. RefSeq names its product zinc finger protein OZF-like. Gene Ontology annotation, cellular component: nucleus. Gene Ontology annotation, molecular function: DNA-binding transcription activator activity, RNA polymerase II-specific; RNA polymerase II cis-regulatory region sequence-specific DNA binding. The transcript has a single exon. Bases 1 to 1209 code for a protein of 402 amino acids. NCBI's taxonomy places the organism in Eukaryota, Metazoa, Chordata, Lepidosauria, Squamata, Viperidae. Gene Ontology annotation, biological process: regulation of transcription by RNA polymerase II. The record is from RefSeq and is a predicted model, not a curated record.